Eruca vesicaria subsp. sativa (arugula) is the source of this 2142-nucleotide messenger RNA. The record is from the annotation of a GenBank genome assembly. NCBI's taxonomy places the organism in Eukaryota, Viridiplantae, Streptophyta, Magnoliopsida, Brassicales, Brassicaceae.
AUGAGGCUUAUACGCCACUUGUGUCUACUGCUUGUACUGAUAUCUAAUUCAGCAGAACCCACGGUUUCAAUUUCUUGCCAGAGGCACUGUGGAAAUAUUUCUAUACCGUUUCCAUACGGUAUGGGGCACGGUUGCUACCACAAUGAUUGGUACGAGGUCAAGUGCAAGAAUUUCGUCCCGUUUCUGCCCAAGAUCGGCAAGGAAGUGGUCCAAAUAGAUCUUCCGAGACCACUAAAGCAAGAAGAUAACUUAGUUGAGUACGUUCCUUCGGGGUCACUCCGCAUCAAAACUAGGGUAAGUUCUUUGGGGUGUAAUGGCGACAGCAGCAGGGGAGAAAUGACCGAAGAGCUUGUGAAUUUUUCUGGAACUCCUUUUUCCAUCAGCGGCAAUAACAAACUCGUUGCUUUUGGGUGCAAUAACAAGGUCACAUUGACGCAUAUCGACCCCAGAAUUGUCGGAUGCAUCUCCACUUGCGAUAUCAUGAAACCCCUACUAAGUUCCUCAGAAAAUGGCUGCCAUGGCUAUAAGUGUUGCCACGCAAGCACACCAACAGAGUCCCUUGAUGAGAUUGGUGUAAAAAUAGAGAGCAUUGAUGGCAAUAUAACAUGGGGAGGGUGCAGAGUCGCCUUCUUAACCGACCAGUUUGACCAACCGUUGCGGCCGUGGGUUAACAUAACUGAUCCCAAAUGGUUUUACGAGAGGAAGUAUUUCACUAUCCAGCUUAAGUGGCAUGUUCUUACGACUAAUAUGUCGUUUGAAGAAUCUUUGCAGUGCCUCACCGACCCACUGUAUGACGUUCACUUAAAACCUUGCUACUGUACUGGGGAGACCAUUCCUGAUGAGAUCAGCUAUCUAGCAUGUGCCUGCACUUAUGGUUACGAGGGCAACCCGUACGAGGUAGAUGGAUGCAAAGAUGUUGAUGAGUGUAAGAUCCUCGAAGCUGGAGGUCCCAAGUAUUGCCCCACUAGCGGCGAAACUUGUCUAAAUGUUCCAGGGAGCUAUCGAUGCGUGAUCAAAGAGGACAAAUCCUACCGAAUUUAUAUAGGUGCAGCCUUUUUGGUAUACAAAUUGAUCAAAACGCACAUAAAGAGGAAGCUCAGGGAAAAGUGUUUUAGGCGAAAUGGUGGUAUGUUACUACAGCAGCAGUUGAGUUCAAGGGAAGGCGCUAUAGAGAAUAACACUAUGUUAUUCACUUCAAAAGAGUUAGAGAAAGCAACAGAAGGCUUCAGUUUGGAGAGGGUGCUUGGGCGAGGUGGCCAAGGGACUGUGUUUAAGGGAAUGUUAACUGACGGUAGGAUCGUAGCAGUUAAGAAGAAAUCCACGGUCUUGGACGAAGACAGAAUUGGGGAGUUUAUAAAUGAACUGAUCAUCCUGUCUCAGUUAAACCACCGGAACGUAGUACGAGUUCUUGGUUGCUGUCUAGAGACAAAGGUGCCAUUGUUAGUAUACGAGUUCAUAUCCAACGGUAAUCUCUUUCAACGUCUUCAUCAUCAACAAGAAAGUGAUGAUGGGCUGAUAAAAUGGGAAAUGAGAGUUGGAAUUGCUAAAGAUAUAGCCAGAGGCCUCUCGUACCUUCACUCUCUGGCUUCACCUCCUGUUUUCCACAAAGACAUCAAGUCUGCGAACAUCAUGAUUGACGAGGAAUUCCGAGCAAAGUUGACAGACUUUGGUACGUCUAGAGUGAACAUAGCUGGUGGUGAACACAGCCACAUGACGACGACGGUGGUUUCGGGUACUCCUGGAUACAUCGACCCCCAAUACCAACAGUCCGGCAGAUUCUCUGAAAAGAGUGACGCGUAUAGCUACGGCGUCGUUCUGGCUGAGUUGAUAACUGGUCGACCAUCUAUCCAAGGAGACACUACUUUAGCAUCUUUCUUCCUCGAAGCAAUGAAAGAGAAUAGACUUUUCGACAUUUUGGAUCCGCGAAUCCGAAACGAUUGUGACCUCGAACAAGUCAUGGUGUUGGCCAACAUUGCGACUUCGUGUCUGAAUCUCGAGGGGGAGAAACGCCCCACAAUGAUUGUCAUUUCCCUGGAGCUGGAACAGACUUUUCCUUCCCAUCCGGAUACCAAAACCACGGGGAAUGACAAGAAUGAAGCUAGCACAAGCAGAGCACCGUUGAGCAUUGAUGUCGCGAUAUGA